GCGGAGACGCAGUUGCAAGCAGCGAGGCAAGGUGGAGGCACGAAGACAGAAGACCAGGUUAAUGAAAGCAUGAGGUGGCUCUUGGGCAGCAGCUUGAAAAAUUUUGGACAUGCUGACAGGGGAAACUACGACUGGCUAAACAGCGAACCAGGUGGGCCACUUCUGGAAACAGAGCUUCAGAGCAGACAACAGACAAGUUCAACCAAAGACGACAUAGAGCCAUUUCUGUGUAUCAUACUGCCUGCCACCAUGAUGCUCUUCCUGGCAUUCCUGCUGCUCUUCCUGUACCGCCGUUGCCAGCACCCCUCUCAGCAGGGGCAGAUCUUCAGCAUCGACCUUCCCGAGGCCCUGCCUGAGCACGAUGUGUCCAACUUCCUUUCUGCCCUGCCCUGGAGCACCGAGCAGAGCUUCCACUACUCAACGCUGCUCCCUGACGCCACAUUCCUCUCUGUGUGUUUGCCUCCAUCGUAUGAGGAGGCCACCAUGAAGACUUCCAUGGAAGAGGCUCACAUUGAGCUCUCUCCAGACCCAGUGCCUCCUUACGAAGAGAGCACGCUGCAGACCAGCAGCACCAAAUAAACUUCCUACGGAAGCACCUUAGCCGAAGCAUGCAGCACAAAGGUAGAACUGCUAUGGCCUUUAAAAUUUGUGAAAAGAUUCCAAAUGAGGCACAAAACCAAUGAAUUUAUAAAGGAAGAAACUUGAAGUAACAGGGAGUGCGUGUCUUCACCUCAUCCUAGGAUUCUCUACCUUCCAUUUGUGGCAAGUGUACACACGGUGUAGCACCAAAUCCAGUCCGAACACGGGGAUUCUAGUUAACAAACAUGUCAUGCAAGGAUUAAAUUUAAGGAAAGCUGGGAAGCUCUUCCUCUGUAAUCCCUCGGCUACAACAAAAUGUCAAUAAUGCUAUAGAUUCAGCAAUCAUAAAAAGGGCUUUUAGCACAUA
Parus major (Great Tit) is the source of this 946-nucleotide messenger RNA. It is a transcript of the gene SMIM28, whose product is annotated as small integral membrane protein 28. The transcript has 2 exons. The record is from RefSeq and is a predicted model, not a curated record. Lineage: Eukaryota; Metazoa; Chordata; Aves; Passeriformes; Paridae. The coding region runs from base 70 to 579 and encodes 169 amino acids.